AUGUCUAUGGCACCUACCCCAUACUGGGGCGCACUUCCUCCCCCAAAAAUUGUUCGCGGGAAUUCGCUGAAGCAAGAACAAGAGAUGAAAGACGGAAGGGACGACCGAGAAGCGAGAGAUCUUCGCGAUAGGCGGACCAGUACCAGCAAUACCAAAAUGGAUCCAGAUGGCAGGAACGACCUGUCCAUUGACACCAAACCUGACCGGUCGUCAAAUCGAGUCUCUUCUCAGUCCACUCGUCGACCGGAAAGAAGCUCUACACAAACCGAUGCGCCCACGGUCUCUACGCAGAGCCCAUUCGUUUCUCCGACAGACUCUAGUUUCGGUGUGAGAGGACUGGCUCCUCGACCGCCUUCCUUACCGUACGAGGCACCUUCCUCUGCGAAUAACGAUUACUUGGAAAAACGAAGACGGCGAGAAAGCAGGAAUAGAGAUCAAGCUCCUCCCGCAGCUCCAGACGUUCCUCGACCACCACCUCCCGUUAGCUACAGACAACCAUAUAACGCCGGUCCGCCUGCACGUUCGAGGUCAGCAAGACGGUCAGAAGGACCAAUUACCUCAAGUCAAGGUGUAGCAAACGAGUACUAUCGUUCAAAUCCACGAGAAGGAAACUCUACAUCAGGCUCUAGGAGAAGUAGUGCACAAAAAGGUCGAGCAGGAGCGCAUGAUGAGCUGGAAUGGGAUACUACAGUACCUGAACGAAUCGACGUUCCUCAACGUCAGCGGAGACAAGGCUCCCUAGCUUCACAAGGAGAAUCUCAAAGAAGACGGGACUGGGCACCUGAUCGAUCCCCUCUGCAGAGGCUCGAAUUGACACUUGAUAGUAUUACUAAAGAGGAGAAAAGAGCUCGGGUCGAGGAGGCCGAAAGACUCGCAAAGGCGGAACGCAACGGGGAGAAAGGCAAACAGAACUCGGUUCGGUUCAGAAAUCGACCAGUUGCAAAAGCUCCUGAGGGCGGCAUUAGACCAGAGCCUCGAGACUUACCAGAUGCCAGCGCAGAGACAAGCAUAACCACUGAACAAACCGAUUCGCCGCAAAGGAAGAAAACUCUGGAAAAACGAAAGCCGGUCGAUUCUCCCGCCAAAAGUUCUAUUCGAGCUGUUAGUUACGAAGAGCCCGAAAGAACCAGGAAGUUCACAGAACAAGAGACUUCAUCGUCGCCCCGCCGUGGACAAAGUACUCGUGAUCGACCAAUUAUUCCAGCUGCAGUAGCCGGGGCCACUGCCGGUGUAGUAAGUGCACAACUUGGCCGAAGCGGGAGCAAUAGACUCAAGAAAGAACCUCCCGGAGAUCCUUGGUCGCAACGUCGAGUUGAGGCUGGAAAGCAGAAUUCUUCAAAACCACCUGCCAUUGAUCAGAAAAGCGAAGGCCCACCUAGAGGGACAGCAUUUCACUGUCAUCCUCGAGUGUCUGUGGACAAGGAGCUUCCACCAUCACCCACGGAGUCCGCUAGGCACAUCGAUUCUUAUUCAAGUGACGAUAUGGGCAACAAACCUGUUCGGCGCAAAACUUUGAGCAAAGUUCAGCAGCUGACAGGACAAAAUUUCUCACAGGGUGCUCUACAGUCAAUACAGCCAGGAAAUGGUCGAGCAACAGAAAGUGUGAAAGCCAAUGAUACAAAACAUGGGUCCUCAUUUACUAGGUCUGUGAGCAAUGAAACACGAGGUGCUUCUGAAGAAAGAUCAGUAGAAAACCACCAUCAUAUUUCAGACUUGCUAAAUCGGCAUUAUGAAAAUACAUCCGGACAACGAGUCUACACCCCAUCGACCAGACUUGAUGAAUGGAAAAAAGGUGGAGUAGCUCAAUUGUCUGGAUCAUUGCUGGAUCUUGAGAAUGAUGAGCAGAUUGAGCUCGAGAAAGAUAAGGCAUGGUGGGAAGCCGGGAAUACUGGGAAGCGACAUCCGAGUACAAGCAAACCCCGUCGAGCAGAAGCCUACGAUGGAGAAUACGAUGACAAAAACGGUAUGGAAAUUCAAGACUCACCCCCCAGGAAUGUUGGCGACAUGUGUGAUUGUCAAAAUAUAGAAAAGAAGCGUUUUCCUGGUGCUCGCAAGGUUUUGACGAAGGUUAGCCCUAGCCGGCGUCAGUAUCUUGGGCCCGACAAGAAGAGGGAAGGUAUGCAGGGGCGGGUGACAGGCGAGACGGUCUCGGAGUCAUUCAAGGACACCUCUGCAAAACUGCUUCAUGUUCCUUCUCAUUUGUCGCCUUCCAAGUCCAUGGAUAAUCUUUCUCAAUUUACCAACUCAUCCAAUCCAAACGUUCAUAAGCUAACCUGUCCGAUGCGGGGCAUCCGCGUCCGAAAUGAAAUAGCCCCAACUAGAUUCAAACCACCUCUACAUAUGAGAGCAGGCCCAAUGCUACGAUACUGUGGACUUCGUCGCGAAGCCGCGCCUUCUCGUGCAGUUCGAGCACUUACUGGUGUCAAUCACGAGAGAGAAAUAUGGAGAGGAACGAUUAUGAUUGUGACCCAAGAUGCUCAGUCCUCAUACGAAUUAGCUCCAACUUUGCGAUUAUUUCUCCAACCAAUGGACCUUUUGCCGCCGCCUCCUUCACAAGUUGAUGGUGCUGGACUUGCUCCUGAAUAUGUUGACCCACUUGCAGGACUUCCCAAAAUCGGUAGAGAUGGUAGAACCCUCUACGUACGACCUGUUGAGGAUCUUGAAGAAGGGCGAGAUCUAUCGAAAGAAGAGUCUGAUGAUGGUUUGUUUGAAAUGCAGAGAAGUAACUUGGACGGUAGCAAUGACAAAAAAUGCGCAAGGCCACACUACGACGGAGAAAAGGCUGGCAAAUACAAGGAAGUAAGAGGGUUUCGCUUACAUACAGAGCAAGGUGUCACGUUCUGGAGAUUCAACCUCGAAAUUGAACUUCGCACUAAACAACAACGAAUUGCUUACCGUAUUAAUCGUGGUCCAGCGACAGGCUUUUGGGUACCAGCCCGCGGUCAACCAAUGAACAUCAUGUACAGCAGUUGCAACGGUUUCAGUUAUGGCAUCGAUCCUAAUCAAUUGAAUGGACCAGAUCCUCUCUGGAGGGACGUAUUGAACAACCACCAAACCCAGCCAUUCCACGUCAUGCUUGGGGGCGGUGACCAAAUUUACAACGAUGCAGUAAUGCAUGAGACGGUAAUCUUCAAAGAGUGGACACGACUCAAUGGUUCACAUCACAAGGAAAAUAUCCCUUUUACAGCCGAACUCCAACAGGAGCUCGAGUCGUUCUACCUCAACCGGUACUGUAUGUGGUUUUCGCAAGGUCUUUUCGGACUUGCUAUGACACAAAUUCCUAUGGUCAACAUAUUUGAUGACCAUGAUAUAAUUGAUGGUUACGGCUCGUACCCGGACCGUCACAUGCUUUCACCUGUCAUGCGAGGUCUGGGAGCAAUAGCCUUUAAAUAUUACAUGCUUUUCCAGCACCAAAGUAGUAUUGACGAAGGGGAAGACACCGAGCCUCAGUGGAUCUUGGGUGAUACACCUGGUCCAUACAUAAGAGAAGUUAGUCGCAGUAUCUGUACAGAGCUUGGACGAGGUAUCACAUUUUUGGGUAUGGAUUGUCGAACUGAGCGGAUGGAAGAUGAAAUAGUAAGAACUGAGACAUACGAUAAAAUAUUUGAUCGGCUUGAGAGAGAGAUGAUCAAGGGUGUCACCAAACAUCUCAUUGUCAUGCUCGGUGUUCCAGUUGCAUACCCUAGAAUGGUUUGGCUCGAGAACAUGUGAGUCCAACUUUGACGUUGUUAUAUUUGUAUCAGAUGGACUAACUGUCAAGUAGACUUACGUCGCGGGCUUUCCAACCAGUCAAAGCACUCGGACGGGCUGGAAUUUUCGGGAAUAAUCUCCUCAAUCAUUUGGAUGGGGGUGUCGAGAUUUUGGAUGACCUGGAUGAUCACUGGACUGCAAAGCUUCACAAGGGAGAACGGAACUGGUUCAUUCAGAAAUUGCAAGAUUUGGCUGCCGUGAAGUCCGUGCGAGUUACGAUCUUAGGGUAAGACAAAUCAAUCAAGCUCUGGAUGAAGAGACUGACAUGGAUAGUGGCGAUGUGCAUCUAGGAGCAAUUGGGCAAUUCUAUUCUAACCCAAAACUCGGCAUUCCCAAGGAUAAAGAUCAUCGCUACAUGCCCAAUGUCAUAUCUUCGGCAAUUGCUAACGCACCACCCCCUGAUGCUCUUGCUGAUGUACUUAACAAGCGGAAUAAGGUCCAUCAUCUUGACGAGGAUACUGACGAGGAUAUGAUUCCAAUAUUUACCCAUGACGUCAACGGCAAGCCCAGAAACAACAAAUGCCUCUUAAAUCGCCGUAACUGGUGCUCCAUCAGACCAUAUGAUCCAGAACUGUCUCCUCCGCCAAGCCCUCAAACUCAAACAGAUGGGAGUCGAACACCACCACCAACUCGAGGUGGCCUCUUGCGAAGACUUUCAACAACCACACGUGGACCUAUGUAUCGCGCAGAGGGAUCUGGAGCACCCCCGCUGUCGAACCAGGGAUUCUUUAACAGGAGAGCAUCAAUGACACGCCGUAGUUCAACUGAUUCUGAGCGUCCAGGACUCCUGACUAGAACUUUGUCAUUAACAAGAACUCUGUCACUGACAAGAAGAGCCUCAACUGGUGGCGGAAGCCUCUUCCGAAGAAGUAGCAAACGAAAGCCAGAUAGUGGUGGGAUUAAUGGCUAUGGUGAAGAUAGCGACGAUGACUACUCUGAAGACUACCAUAGCCCUCCGCGCCAGGUGCGUCUUCGAGGAGGAGCUGGAUCUUCAGCGUGCGAUGACGAAGAAGAAGGAUACUUCCCCGAAACGAACGGUACUUGGGGUCGUGUACCUGCGAACCCUGCUCACGGAGCUUCGACCUCGGUCGCGGGUGGCCAGCCCCAACGAGGAUUCAACAAGCGCAAUUUCCAUCGUACGCCUACGGGACUCUCGCAGAAACAACGCAAGUCCGGGUAUACCAAGAUUGAUCUUGAAGGUGGACUGGAUAUCUCUCUGAAUAUGGAGGUUAGUCAUAAGGAUCCCGCGGGUAUUACUAUGCCGUAUCGGUUGCUUGUGCCGGCUCUUUGGUACGAGGAAAGAUUUCACGGGGAGGCUGCUAGGAAGGCGAAGGGCGGGUUAGAUAGGUGGGUUACUUUUACGAAGGAGAAGGGGAGAGAAGAUGCUUGAAUGAUGGGGAUGUAAUACUUUUAGGCUUAGAAUGAGGUUGGAGGGGUGGGAGGUCUCAUGGUGGUUACGUUAAUUAAUAAUGAUGAAUGGUGGGAUGUGGGAUGAUGGGAUGGGAAAUGGACUGGAAUGAGAAAAGCGAGAAUUGUUUUUAUGGCAUGACAGAUGGGUCAGCGGGAAGGGAAAAAGAAUUUUUGGGAUCCUCGAGGUUUAUUGUUUGUUUGCGUAUUUUUCUUGUUUUGUUUGGGUUCGUGGGUGGUUGUUCUAGUUUGUUUGUAGUAUACCCCCUUCAUUUUUCCCUUUUUCUUUCGCUUUUCUUUUGAGUGCGGGUUUGGGUUUUUAUGCGUACUGUAGAUUUAUAUUAAAUUCAUGCUUUGGUAUAAGGAUG
Hymenoscyphus albidus is the source of this 5525-nucleotide messenger RNA. Lineage: Eukaryota; Fungi; Ascomycota; Leotiomycetes; Helotiales; Helotiaceae. The record is from the annotation of a GenBank genome assembly.